CUGCCUCGGCCUCCCAAAGUGUUGGGAUUAUAGGUGUGAGCCACCUUACCUGGCCCCCAAUCUGUUUUAGAAAGAUCCUUCUGAAGGAGCUGAGUGAAGAAUUGGGGGUAGAGAGAGCACUUGGAGACCAGCUGUCCUGGGCCAGGGCCCAGUGUUCACCAUCACACCAGGGGCCAGAGGCCAUGGCUUGCCUCCAUGAGACCCGAACACCCUCUCCUUCCUUUGGGGGCUUCGUGUCUACCCUAAGUGAGGCAUCCAUGCGCAAGCUGGACCCAGACACUUCUGACUGCACUCCCGAGAAGGACCUGACGCCUACCCAGUGUGUACUUCGAGAUGUGGUACCCCUUGGUGGGCAGGGUGGGGGAGGGCCCAGCCCCUCCCCAGGUGGAGAGCCGCCCCCUGAGCCUUUUGCCAACAGUGUCCUGCAGCUACAUGAGCAGGAUGCAGGGGGCCCAGGGGGCGCAGCUGGGUCACCUGAGAGUCGGGCAUCCAGAGUUCGAGCUGAUGAGGUGCGACUGCAGUGCCAGAGUGGCAGUGGCUUCCUUGAGGGCCUCUUUGGCUGCCUGCGCCCUGUCUGGACCAUGAUUGGCAAAGCCUACUCCACUGAGCACAAGCAGCAGCAGGAAGACCUUUGGGAGGUCCCCUUUGAGGAAAUCCUGGACCUGCAGUGGGUGGGCUCAGGGGCCCAGGGUGCUGUCUUCCUGGGGCGCUUCCACGGGGAGGAGGUGGCUGUGAAGAAGGUGCGAGACCUCAAAGAAACCGACAUCAAGCACUUGCGAAAGCUGAAGCACCCCAACAUCAUCACCUUCAAGGGUGUGUGUACCCAGGCUCCCUGCUACUGCAUCCUCAUGGAGUUCUGCGCCCAGGGCCAGCUAUAUGAGGUACUGCGGGCCGGCCGCCCUGUCACCCCCUCCUUACUGGUUGACUGGUCCAUGGGCAUCGCCGGUGGCAUGAACUACCUGCACCUACACAAGAUUAUCCACAGGGAUCUCAAGUCACCCAACAUGCUAAUCACCUACGACGAUGUGGUGAAGAUCUCAGAUUUUGGCACUUCCAAGGAGCUGAGUGACAAGAGCACCAAGAUGUCCUUUGCAGGGACAGUAGCCUGGAUGGCCCCUGAGGUGAUCCGCAAUGAGCCUGUGUCUGAGAAGGUCGACAUCUGGUCCUUCGGUGUGGUGCUGUGGGAACUGCUGACUGGUGAGAUCCCCUACAAAGACGUAGAUUCCUCAGCCAUCAUCUGGGGUGUGGGAAGCAACAGUCUCCAUCUGCCCGUGCCCUCCAGUUGCCCAGAUGGUUUCAAGAUCCUACUUCGCCAGUGCUGGAAUAGCAAACCGCGAAAUCGCCCAUCAUUCCGACAGAUUCUGCUGCAUCUGGACAUUGCCUCAGCUGAUGUACUCUCCACACCCCAGGAGACUUACUUUAAGUCCCAGGCAGAGUGGCGGGAAGAAGUAAAACUGCACUUUGAAAAGAUAAAGUCAGAAGGGACCUGUCUGCACCGCCUAGAAGAGGAACUGGUGAUGAGAAGGAGGGAGGAGCUCAGACAUGCCCUGGACAUCAGGGAGCACUAUGAAAGGAAGCUGGAGAGAGCCAACAACCUGUAUAUGGAACUUAAUGCCCUCAUGUUGCAGCUGGAACUCAAGGAGAGGGAGCUGCUCAGGCGAGAGCAAGCUUUAGAGCGGAGGUGCCCAGGCCUGCUGAAGACACACCCUUCCCGGGGCCUCCUGCAUGGAAACACAAUGGAGAAGCUUAUCAAGAAGAGGAAUGUGCCACAGAAGCUGUCACCCCAUAGCAAAAGACCAGAUAUCCUCAAGACAGAGUCUUUGCUACCUAAACUAGAUGCAGCCCUAAGUGGGGUUGGGCUUCCUGGGUGUCCUAAGGGUCCCCCCUCACCAGGACGGAGUCGCCGUGGCAAGACCCGUCACCGCAAGGCCAGCGCCAAGGGGAGCUGUGGGGACCUGCCUGGGCUUCGUACAGCUGUGCCACCCAAUGAACCUGGAGGACCAGGAAGCCUAGGAGGGGGACCCUCAGCCUGGGAGGCCUGCCCUCCUGCCCUCCGUGGGCUUCAUCAUGACCUCCUGCUCCGCAAAAUGUCUUCUUCAUCCCCAGACCUGCUGUCAGCAGCACUAGGGUCCCGGGGCCGGGGGGCCACAAGCGGAGCUGGGGAUCCUGGCUCACCACCUCCGGCCCGGGGUGACACCCCACCAAGUGAGGGAUCAGCCCCUGGCUCCACCAGCCCAGAUUCACCUGGGGGAGCCAAAGGGGAGCCACCUCCUCCAGUAGGGCCUGGUGAAGGUGUGGGGCUUCUGGGAACUGGAAGGGAAGGGACCUCGGGCCGGGGAGGAAGCCGGGCUGGGUCCCAGCACUUGACCCCAGCUGCACUGCUGUACAGGGCUGCCGUCACCCGAAGUCAGAAACGUGGCAUCUCAUCAGAAGAGGAGGAAGGAGAGGUGGACAGUGAAGUAGAGCUGACAUCAAGCCAGAGGUGGCCUCAGAGUCUGAACAUGCGCCAGUCACUAUCUACCUUCAGCUCAGAGAAUCCAUCAGAUGGGGAGGAAGGCACAGCUAGUGAACCUUCCCCCAGUGGCACACCUGAAGUCGGCAGCACCAACACUGAUGAGCGGCCAGAUGAGCGGUCUGAUGACAUGUGUUCCCAGGGCUCAGAAAUCCCACUGGACCCACCUCCUUCAGAGGUCAUCCCCAGCCCAGAACCCAGCUCCCUGCCCAUUCCACACCAGGAACUUCUCAGAGGAAAGCAGGGCCCUCCCAAUUCUGAGGACUCAGACUGUGACAGCACUGAAUUGGACAACUCCAGCAGCGUUGAUGCCUUGCGGCCCCCAGCUUCCCUCCCUCCAUGAAAGCCACUCAUAUUCCUUGUACAUAGAGAAAUAUUUAUAUAAAUUAUAUAUAUAUACAUAUAUAUAUAUAUAUAUAUAUAUGCGCCACAUAAUCAACAGAAAGAUGGGGCUGUCCCAGCCGUAAGUCAGGCCGAGGGAGACUGAUCCCCUGACCAAUUCACCUGAUACUCUAGGGACAGUGGCAGCUGUGGAAAUGAAUGAGGCACAGCCGUAGAGCGGUGCCUAAGGGCAAACUGGCCCCUUCCUGCCCCACCCCAUUCCUUAUAUUCAGCAAGCAACAAGGCAAUAGAAAAGCCAGGGUUGUCUUUAUAUUCUUUAUCCCCAAAGAUUGGGGGUGGGGGGAGGGAAGGGUGGGAGGGGCAGGAGAGAAAACCACUUAAGACUGCACUUUUCUGUUCUGUUUUACUCUGUUUACACAUUUUGCACUUGGGAGAAGGGAGACUAAGGCUGGGUCCUCCCCUCUGAGGAUUCUCAGGUGGCAAUGUAACUCAUUUUUUUGUCCCUCCAUUGAUCUUCUCUGCCCAAGCCCUGUCUUAGGUCCAGGGGGAGGUUAGGAGACUGAUAGCAUGUGAUGGCUCAGGCUGAAGAACUGGGGUGCUGUUUAAGUCCCUACUUUCUUCCUGGUGCCUGAUUGGGGUGGGGACUGUCCUACUGUAACCCCUGUGAAAAACCUUGAAAUAUAACCACUCCAUGCA
This is a messenger RNA of Macaca mulatta (Rhesus monkey), 3550 nucleotides long. RefSeq names its product mitogen-activated protein kinase kinase kinase 12 (gene MAP3K12). The record is from RefSeq and is a predicted model, not a curated record. Gene Ontology annotation, molecular function: MAP kinase kinase kinase activity; ATP binding. Gene Ontology annotation, cellular component: cytoplasm. Gene Ontology annotation, biological process: protein autophosphorylation; JNK cascade. Lineage: Eukaryota; Metazoa; Chordata; Mammalia; Primates; Cercopithecidae.